AUGGAGCUGGAGGACAUGAUCCAGAACGGCAUCAUCACCAAGAUCCAUGAAGGCGAACCAACAGCGUGGGUGAACAGCCUCGUGUUCCGCCUCAAAGACAAUGGCAAGCUACGCCUGUGCCUAGACCCCAAGGACCUCAAUCACGCCAUCCUGCGAGAGCACCACGUGGUCUCCACCAUUGAGGAGAUCACCCCGAAGUUGAGAGGUGCCAAAGUGUUCUCGAUCGUCGACGUCAAAUGUGGGUACUGGAAUGUGGAGCUCGACGACGAAUCCAGUUACCUCACCACCUUUAACACACCAUUCGGGCGCUACAGAUUCCUUCGCAUGCCAUUCGGCCUCAAGGUGUCGCAAGAUGUCUUCCAAGCCAGGAUCGACCAGACGUUCGAAGGGUGCUCAGGCGUCACCGGCAUCGCAGACGACAUCGUCACAUACGGGACGUCAGACGAGGACCAUGAUCUCAACAUGCUCCAGAUGAUGGUUCGCUGCAAACAAUCUGGUCUCAAGUUGAACCCAGACAAAUGCCGCAUCAAAGAGGACAAGAUCAAGUUCUUCGGCAUCAUCUGCAGCGCUGACGGAAUACAGCCCGACCCGAAGAAGGUCUCAGCGCUGAAGCAGAUGGAGCACCCCGAGAACGAGGACGAGCUCCAGACGUUCCUCGGGCUAGUCACGUACAUGAGCCCGUUCAUACCGAAUGCCAGUACACUGACCGUGCACCUGCGUGAGCUGACCAAGCCAGAUACACCGUUUGCCUGGACAGACAGCCACCAGCGCACCUUCGACAAGGUCAAGGCCGCCAUUUCGACAGAAGUAACGCUCAGUUACUUUGACCCAGGCAAGGCAACGACACUACAAGUCGACGCUUCCAUGAAAGGUCUCGGCGCCACUCUGCUGCAGGACGACAAGCCUGCUGCAUUCGCCAGCAAGAAGCUCACCGAGACGGAGUCUCGCUACGCCAAUAUUGAGCGUGAGCUCUUAGCCGUCGUAUACGGGUGUGAAAGAUUCCACACCUACCUAUUCGGUCAGUCAUUCACAGUAGAAUCCGACCACAAGCCGCUGGAGUCAAUCAAGCUCAAGCACCUCCGCGCAGCCCCGCAGCGUCUACAGCGCAUGCUGCUGAAGCUGCAGCCGUACGACAUGACCAUCAAGUACCGCCUUGGAAAGGACAUUCCGAUCGCAGACGCGCUAUCCCGACUGUCGCCAGAGGAAACAGAGCCAAUUGAGGACCUCGACGUCAGUGUACACGCCGUGUUCCCGCAAUUCAGCGAUGCAACGAUGACGAGGAUCCGCGAGGAGUCGGCUAAAGACGCCGAGGUGUCAGCACUGAAGGAGAUGAUCUUCAGUGGCUGGCCAUCAGAGAGGAGCGCGGUGCCGGCAAUUCUGCUCCCGUACUGGAAUUUCCGCGACGAGAUGAGCACCGAGGACGGUCUCAUCCUGAAGAGCAGUCGCGUCCUGAUUCCCCCGCCAAUGAGGGGGGAAAUCCUCAGCAAGCUGCACGCCAGCCACCAAGGCAUAGAGAAGACCAAGCUGCGAGCCAGAACGUCCGUCUUCUGGAAGGACAUCAACAAGGAUAUCGAAGCAACUGUCUCAUCUUGCACGACGUGCCAGCGCCACCAGAGCAGUGAAGCCAAGGAACCACUGGUGCAGCCCGAUAUUCCGCCAAGGGCAUGGCACACCUUAGGCACGGACCUGUUCUACCUUGGCGGGUCAGAAUACCUCAUUGCCGCCGACUACUACUCCAAGUACUUUAUCACCCGGAAGCUGCCUGCCGGACAAGCGACCAGCAGGGCCAUCAUCCAGCACCUCAAGGAGAUUUUCGGUGAGCACGGCAUCCCAGCCGUGCUGAAGUCGGAAAACGGGCCGCAAUACAGCAGCCAUCUGUUCGCGGAGUUUGCUGCCGAAUAUGGAUUCCGCCACAGUACGUCGUCGCCACAUUACCCGCAGAGUAACGGGUUUAUCGAAUCGCAAGUCAAGAUCGCUAAGAGAGCUCUCGAGAAGGCAAGGGAGAGCGGGACCGACCCGCACUUAGCACUGCUCUGCAUUCGCGCCACCCCAGUGUGCCAGGGCUUACCGUCGCCGGCCGAGAUGCUGUUCGGUCAUCAGGUACAGGACAACCUGCCUCGCAAACACCAGCGCGACACUCGGGACGAGGUCAUCCGACAGAAGCUCGAGGAGCGGCAGGACCAGCAGAAAGUACACCAUGACCAGCGAGCGCAGUCUCUCCGCCCCCUAGUUCCUGGUCAGCACGUCGGCAUCCGCAGCCCGACCACGCCACUGUGGGAACCUGGUAUCGUAACCCAGUCUGUCAACGGGCCACGGUCAUACAUGGUGCAGCUUGACCAUGGGACAGAAGUGCGGCGCAACCGUACCCACCUCAGAGAGAGGCGGGUCCACUUUCCGCCGGAUGCCAGUCUCGCAGGCCCUCAGCGUCGGCGCGCAGCGACAUUGGCGAGCCUCAGCCGCCGAGUGACGUGCCGUCGCCGUGGAGCGACGUUAGCCAGUCUCAGCCGCCGUCACUGUGUGACAUCAGCCAGCCUGCUGAACCUGCCACCCAGCUGUAUCGAACACGGUCUGGCCGCGCAGUCGCACCCAGGUCAAUCCUGGAUGUGUAGGGCCAGAGAGGCCUCAUGGACCUGUUCGUUUAUGUCACAGUAG
This is a messenger RNA of Sycon ciliatum, 2652 nucleotides long. RefSeq lists its product as uncharacterized. The coding region runs from base 1 to 2652 and encodes 883 amino acids. The record is from RefSeq and is a predicted model, not a curated record. Lineage: Eukaryota; Metazoa; Porifera; Calcarea; Leucosolenida; Sycettidae. Gene Ontology annotation, molecular function: nucleic acid binding. Gene Ontology annotation, biological process: DNA integration. The transcript has a single exon.